AUUUGUUUUCUACCAAACGAUAAAGCAACUAAUAUGGCACUUAUUUUUACAAUAAAUAUGCCACUUAAAAGAAUUAAUAGGGAACUGCAAUAUUUAGGACUAAGCACGCCGUCAUCGUGUAGUAUCAGUCCUUUUGACGAUGAUCUUUUUCAUUGGCAGGCUACAAUUAUUGGCCCUUCCGACUCUCCAUACUCGGGUGGUAUAUUUUUCCUUGAUAUUUAUUUUCCAUCAGAUUAUCCGCUUAGACCACCAAAGGUUCGGUUUAUAACAAGGAUCUACCAUCCGAAUAUUGACAAUCUUCGCUAUAUAAAUCUGGAUUUUCUUCUAUGGACACCUGCGUGUGAUAUUCCAAAAGUACUUUUGUCAAUUUGUUCAUUGUUAACUUACCCAAACCCAGAUUGGUAUAAUUAAUUAUUUGAUUAUUGUACUUUAUAUUUCAAUUAUUUACAUUUUAAUAUUAGAUGAUCCACUUGUGCUUGGAAUUGCUAGUAUGUAUAAGAAUGAUCGUAAUCGUUAUGAAGCUACUGCUCGGGAAUGGACUCGCAGAUACGCCAGUUAAUAUAAUUAAUGAC
Messenger RNA from Rhizophagus irregularis DAOM 181602=DAOM 197198, 572 nucleotides. Lineage: Eukaryota; Fungi; Glomeromycota; Glomeromycetes; Glomerales; Glomeraceae. The record is from RefSeq and is a predicted model, not a curated record.